UAACUAGCAAAAGCAUUCACUUCGAUACAAUUUCUACUCGUGUUUUUUUUUUGUUUUCGUACUCGCUUUUUAUUUUCUUUUUUAAUAUUUUGCAAAAACAUGGAGCAAACGAACAAUGUAAAGUUGCUUAUCGAGAAGUUCGAGAGCAUGAGCAUGAGCAUGCGAAAAAUUCCCAUCGCGGACGCUCCACAGGAUUGGCAUCUGAGCGGAAACAGUGGACGAGUGGCCGAGACAGUUGCCAAAUUUGAGCACAAUAUCUAUCCAUUUUCGAUGCACACAAUUGCCAGCAAAUCGCGCUGGGAUCAGAGCACACGACGCUGGAUUCGUGUGCUGAAGGAGAAGAUGCUGCUGCAUGUGCGUGAGAAGCUGGAGACGCGUGAUAUGAUGCCGGAGGAGAAAGAGGAUGAGGAGGAGGACGAGAAGGAAGAGAAUCUAGAUAAACUCCUUGAUCAUGUGAUGGAGCAGGAUCCGCAACUGGACCUUAUCUCAUGCUUGGACAGCGAUGAGCAGCUGCCAACACUGAAAGACAUCAACUCUAGUGCCUGCAAUAUUUCCACUGAUGCCAGCUUCACUGAUAUAACUCUCGGUAACAAGAAGUUGCGUUCCAUUGAAAGCUGCACUUGGUAAUCUUCGCAAAUUGUCACUGGGAUUCUUUAAAAUGAACCAAUCGAAAUUUAACGCAUAAAAUGGCCGCCACGAUUUUUAAUUUUAUAUACCUUUGGCAUCAUCGUGUACAAAUUUAAGUAUUUAUAUAUGGUAUGUGCCAAAUGCAUCGCUCUCUAGAGAAACAACA
Molecule: messenger RNA, 793 nt
Organism: Drosophila nasuta
Lineage: Eukaryota; Metazoa; Arthropoda; Insecta; Diptera; Drosophilidae
Exons: 2
Coding region: 100-627 (175 amino acids)
Source: RefSeq, a predicted model, not a curated record